AUGAUGCUCAUUUUGAUAGAUGGGAAUAUUGCUUUCCCGUUGGCUCGAGAUGAGACAACUUGGUCAUCGAAUUUUCUCCAAUCGUGCGAUUAUGGGUGUCGCGUGAAAGCGUGUGUGACUGGUUGUGGGGACAUCGAGGGUCUUGUUUCCACGUGUGCCGCGCGGUGUUCAUUAGAGAAUGGAAGCGACAGUUGUCGACAGGGAUGCCAUGCGGUCGAGCAGACCUUCUUCAGUCAACUACAAGAUUUAAUGAACAAAGCACUUAUCACAAGCUCACCGGCUCUCCCAAUCGAUUUCUCCAUUCAGCCGGAGCUAAUCCCUGUGAAAUUGUCAUUUCCCGAUGAGCAAAUGAAAAUUGUGAAAGAAGUUGGUGAUUAUUUACUUUUGGAAUGGUAUGUGCAAAGUCGGAAAUUGGAUGGGAAUCCCGGUUGGAGAUGGGCACAACUACCACAAAAGAGUUUCCAAAACGCGUCGAUUCCGAGCGUGGUUGGGGUGGCGGGUGAGAGCUCGGAAAAGGUAGUGAUGAGAGGUGCAGUCUCAUGGCGUGGCCGAGUCGUCGUCUCCCCAAUCAUCGAAGUGAUCAUCCCACAAGAGAAAAUCAUACCAAAGCUUGAGCUCGAGAAUACCCUGCAAAUCGCUUCGGACAAGUACUCGGCCUGUUGGAAAAGCAAUCGGGCAAAGGCAAAAUUUCGUCUAAAGCUCUUCAAGUUGGACGAUUCUUUGGUGGAAACGAUCGAUUCAUCAUUUAAUUGUCAUUUAUGGAGGAGCCUUCCCCGGGAGAAUUGCUGCCGAGUGACCAUUGCGGACAUCACUGACAAUCCAGAGCUACCAAUUUUGGAGAUAACGCUGAAGAUUGAGCUGGCUGAAGUGCCAGAGCCGAUCUUCCCCGAUCCAUCGCUUUUGAUCACGAAUGGAACACACAUCGAGAGAUUGGAGAAUUUGAAUGACUAUGUGCUCAAGAGAAGCCCUAUUUUGGUGCCAUUCGAUUUGGGAGAUGAGGAUCAGAUUACUGCUAUCGCCGGUAUUGCAGAAGAUCUUCUCGUUGUUGGAACAGAGCAUGGAGGGAUUUGGAUAGUUCCAUCACCUCCAAUUCCAUACAAAAAAGAGAAAGAAGAAAUGGGAGAAGAUGGAGAAAUCGAGGAAAUGAUUGAAGGGAUUGGAGGGAAUGGAACGGAGACAACGACGCCUGAACCCGACGACCAUCCAAUCCCACCCGCUCUCCCGAGUGCCAUCAAAUUGAGAGAUCCCGAUGGAAGCAGUAUCACACACAUUGUUCACGAUCCAAUGCAACGUAUGAUCUAUGCGCUUCUCUCAAAAAAGGGUCUCCUCCGUUGUGCACUCGACCCAACACCGUGCACUUUUCUCAACACCGAUUCCCCGAUGCAGUACAUUUCGGUGGAUAGCUGGAAUGGUUUUGUCUAUUUCAUCACCGCCGAAGGAAAUCUCGUGCAAGCCGAACUCUUCUCCUAUAAUGCAACCGAAUCGUACUCCUUUGAGAGAACAAAGUUGAUGAGUGAUCUUUCACCGGCUGUCGCAAUGGAAAUCGAUUAUCGAGAGCAACAAUUGAUUGUUGUAUUACAAAAUGGCUCAAUCUUCGGUCGAGAUAUCGUCAGUGGGAAUAUUUCUUUGAUCCGUGAUGGAUCGUAUCCAGCAGUGAAAAAGAUGCACAUCGUCGAUGGAAGAAUAUUUUGGACAAAGUUUAAAUGUGGUGAUAGCCAACUUGACGAGCUGUGUUUCUAUUCGGAGGAGAAAGAGGAAGAAGGAGUGCAUUUCAGCAGAUAUUUUUUCACUGGUGAAUUGAAAGAUUUCUCGUUUGCGCAGUCGCCAAUUUAUCCAUGCUGUUUGCCGAAACCCGAUGCGAUUGGUUUGAUCUCGAAUGAUCGAGAAGCACGCGUCACAUGGCCUCCACUAACAGCAAUGCCCUAUCAAGCGAUGGGCGACGGUUGGCGAAAUGUGCAUUACGAGUGUCGACUGGAGGCAAUGGAUGGAUCGUCGAAGCAAACACAGCACACGAGUGGAAACGAUUUGUUAUUCCCAGUGAUGCCAGGUCUUGAGUACACAGCCUCGGUCAAAGGAUGUUCACUCGACAUUUGCAGUCCGUUCGCUAGUGUCAUCGAUUCGGCUUUCGGGGAGUUGAUUGGCAACCCUGUCUACGUGCUCCAAAAAUCCGAAUCAGGCCAUCAACCGCUUGACAUCAUCGGCCAGAAUAUCUCAUUUGAGCCGGCCCUGGCAAAUCUCAAAUUUGAAAGUGGACUGAAAAUUGCUAUUGACAAUACGACGCAAACGAUUUACUCGAAUUCGAUUCGAGAUCAGGCCACAAUCUCCCGCUAUUUCCUCGAAUCGUCGCCUUCUUCCACUCCAUCACUUUCCCCAUCAUUCCCCAUGAUUCACCCAAUUCUUUCCUAUUUCUCGAUCACUUCAAUCACUUCUCUUCCCACUCGAUCCCUUCUGAUCAUCGCUUCUCCAUACGCUGUCAUCGCAUAUCGUUUCACUGGAACAAUGGAUCAAAUAAUAUACGCCUGUUCGUCUCUCGAUGUCACCGUUUGUGCCGAGGUGAUCGCGUUGGCCGCCGAUGAGACGACUGGGGAGAUUUUCUUUUUGACCCAGCUUUCAAACGGCACGACUCAGUUGCAUCAAGUCGAUCCAUCCACCCGUCUUCCACAACAUUUAGCCUCGUCUUCCGAGUUUCCACCCAUCUCUCACCUUGCCAUCAUCAAGAACAAGCUGCUCUUUUUGACGAGAGAUGGUCGAAUGGGAUUUGUUGAUAAGAAAUUCGACAAGAUCAAUAUGAAUUACGUGGUGGAAAAGACAGACUACCUGUUACCGAUUUGGCCAACAACAGUGAACAAUCGAAUCGAUUUUGGCGGCGAUAUUUUAAUGGGAGAAGUGGUGAAAAACGAUUUAACUUGGUCUUCCGUGACACCCAGAAGAGAUAAUGGAUCCGUUUUGUAUCAGAUAACUCUAUUUAAAAACGAUGUAAACACCGAGGAUUCCUACAAAUCGGUGACUCUUUCUCCCGUUUAUUCGGCAAAUGUGCAAGCAAUGAACGCAUGGACCUCGAAAAGCAUCUCGAAGAGUGGGCUGAUCGCUCCGACGAAACCCCCAACACAGCCACUUGACACAAGAAUUUUCACCACUUUGCAGAAAAUGGUCGAUGGAUCUCGGGCAAUCAUUUCUUUCUUUUGGAGUGAGCCGAAAGAAUGGAACGGCUCUCCGUUCAGAUAUUUUCUCAAUUGCACAAAAAUCGACGAUGGUGAGGGAGUGGUUUCGCUCGAGUUACCAUCAACCACAAAAUAUUACUCGUUUCCAGUAAAAAGUGGAAAGGUUUCAUGUGCAGUUGCGGCAGCGAAUGAGCCGACGAAUAUCGGCGAAUUCUCGGCUCCAUUAACGAUCGAUAGCAGUGAUCAAAAGCCACUUGUCCGUUUAUUUGCUAUUGAUUCAUUGAAUGAUCUCAUCGUUAUUCCAAAUAUCACUGAUGGAUAUUUAUCAAGGAAAAAAAGAGUUGUGAAAAGGGAAAAACGAGAGGAAAAAGCACCAACGCUUCAAUACCAAGCGAUGGCUUUCAUCGGAAAUGAUCUGUACGCGGUGGGAAUCGAAACGGACACCGUACAUCCGACGUUGAUACAAUUGGACACAAAUAAUAUAUCGAAUGUGCAGCACAAGGUUUCCUUGACCGACGAGUUGCCACCAAUCGUAGCGAUGGCUUCGGAUUGGGUCGGAUAUCGGCUAUUGCUAUUGAUGACAAAAAGUCUAUAUCAGGUAGCUUUGGACCCAUUCGCCACAUCGAACAUCCUCGCGCCGAAGAAAUUGGCCGAUUUGACGCUGGAUGGACUCGGCGACCCGAAACAGCUCACAUUUGAUCCAUUUACAAAUACGGCUUUCAUUUUAACACGAAACGGAUCAAUCUUUUCUUAUGAUUUUACGAAAGGAGUCGAGAUGAAUUUAGCCAAUCGGAUAAGAUGUUUGAAUACGGAGAGAGUCACGUGGAUGACAACAGAGUUCACCUGGAAUCGAGCCGCUUCCCCGAAAAUCUUUGCUUUAACGCUACAUGGGCUUUUGGAGCUUGACCUCGAUGGAACUUGUGGAGAAAUGAAAACGAUUGAUUGGAAGAAAUUUGGAGAUCGUUCCCCCAAAUCAAUGUUGUCGUUCUCGAUCGCCGACAAGCUUUUGAUAUUCGUGGCUGUUGGGGAAAUGUUGGUGUAUCGACCGGAUGGAACAGUGCAGACGAUUGAGAUAAAGAACCAUCCGGUGAAGCAGAUUUUGGCCGCGAGCCAGAGCAGUCAACCGUAUCCUGAUCGUGAUUGUUUCGUUUUACCACCGUCUUCACAAAUCUCAUUCUCGGUGACAAACGAGGGGAAAACGGGAGCAAAUGUGCGCAUCGAUCGUCCGCCGACUGUGCCCAUUUGUGUGAAUGUCUCGUUGCCGACAACUAUUUAUGAUAUCUAUUUCAAUCGAACCGACAAAUCCCGUGUGAAGCAUAUCGAGAGUUAUUCCGAUACGCAUCUCCUCGAGAAUGGAUCUUUGGAUCAAGAGACCGACUACAAUGUCCGCAUCUCUUGGCACAAUCGUUGGUCAUCCGAUUCAUCAAUUUCCGAGGCGAAACUUUUCCGAACGGGUUUCGGAUAUCCGACUGCGCCCAGGAAUCCAAUGGCGAUUUCCGUUUCCCCAGACACAAUUCUCUUAUAUUGGGACAUGCCAGCAACACUGAAUGCGCCGAUUGGUGAGAUAAAGUACAAAUUGAUGCAACAACAAUCCCAACUCCCGCAACAACCGAUCGCCGUUCAGCCAUUCAUCCCCGGACAAACGUCGCCGAAUGUCUAUUCGACAUCGACAACCGAUAUCGUUGGCUGUUUCGAGAAUCCAUGUCGUGUUCGAAUCUCGAAUCUCCGUGCCUCAACCGAUUACAAAUUUUGGGUAACCGCCGUUCACGAUUCCCGACUAAAUGCAAUAAAUCAAGAUGCAGCUGCUAUUUCCACUGAAGCAUCUACAAAGACAAAGGACAUAGCCGGCACUCUACGGCCAGACAAUGUCACCGGCUCGUCGUUGCUUCUUCGAUGGAAUUCCCUGCAACCCGAAGAACAACCGAAAACCGUUUCCAUUCAAUAUAAAGAGUCGGGCGGUUAUGGAGAGUGGAAAACACCAAAAAAUGCGACAUUUGAGCCAAAAGAUAUUCACUCAUCAAUCGGGAUUUUGAUUACAAAUCUUCUCUCAGCCACUUCAUAUGAUUACCGAUUUGUGGCAGUUUAUAAAGGAGUAAUCAAAUUCGAGAGUGACACUUUCGCAUUCACUGAAGAGUACUAUCAAGGAAUACAAAUGGCACGGACGAAAGCCGGCACUCCAACCGAACCCCAAUCAGUCGCAAUUCGUCAAAGUCCCGAGGGUGAAUGGACGGUUGAAUGGCAGCCACCGAAUUCGGAUGGAGGAUCGAUUAUCACGAGUUAUGCUUUAGAGAUGCGCCCGAAUCACACAGCUGAAUGGGAGAUCGCCGAGAGGGGAUUGGAUGGACGGAGAAUUGUUUAUAUAACGAUUUUUAAAAGAAAUUCUUAUCCAAACAAUUUCUGGUGGCAUCCAACGAAAACCGAAUGGGCACCACACUGGCAAUUCCGGGUGAGAGCCGCGAAUCAAGAGGGAUUUGGACCGUACAAAGAGACACCGAUUCGACCGGAAGAUCUUGAAGAAGAGAACCCAUUCCCGUGGUUUCCCUUGAUUUUGAGUGUUGUCUCGUUUUUUCUCCUCAUCAUGGUCAUCGCUUUCUUUUUGAUGGCUCGACGCCGUCAAAUUCGUCGCCGACAAAAACCUCGGGUUGACGAUAAAUCGAUCACACUCGACUCGAUCGGCCAAUUGGAUUCACAUUUGGGGAAAGGAAAAGAAAUGCCAUCACAGAUUGCGCACGAGAUUCGGAAUCUCACGCAAAUCUCACGCGAUCGCAUCAAACUGAUCCGCUCACUAGGCGAGGGUUUGUUCGGGAAAGUCUGGGAGGGACAAAUUCUUUUGGAUCCACAAAGGGACACUCAUGUACAACACGUGGCAAUAAAGAUGCUCCGCGAAAAGCCCGACGAGAUGACACGAAUAAAAUUCCUCAAAGAGGCCAUUCUGAUGAACAAUUUCGACCAUCCAAACAUCGUCAAAUUGUUGGGUGUCUCGUUCUCUCAUGAGCCUCAUUAUCUUCUGCUUGAGUUGAUGAAUGGCGGGAAUUUGUUAGCGUUUUUGAGGGAUUG
Molecule: messenger RNA, 6218 nt
Organism: Mesorhabditis belari
Lineage: Eukaryota; Metazoa; Nematoda; Chromadorea; Rhabditida; Rhabditidae
Source: the annotation of a GenBank genome assembly